GCUUAAAAUAGCAACCACGACGACGAGUUGAUGACUGCUUGGUCUUGAGCUUAAACAGCCAUACUCAACUAAUACUUUUCUACACUUGUGAAUUCUGCCAUGACAAAAGUAAAAAAGGGGAAUAGAAAGCGAGCGUACAAGCCGAAAACCAGUACAGGAUGCCAAACUUGCAGGAGUAAGCUUUUCGAACCUGGUGCAACCAAAAAAGUACCAUGAAUUAACAUUCCUACCAUUAUGCAGUACGUCGAGUAAAGUGCGAUGAAAAACAUCCUGCAUGUAUCAGAUGCGAGUCAACAGGCCGUACCUGUGAUGGUUAUACCCCGGCUCUCCAAAAAGCACAGAUCUCGCAGCAGGCAAAUAUCGUAGUGAACACAUCGAUUUCCACGAAUAUCCACGCAUCUCCACAGGCGCAUCGGUCAUUUGCCUUUUUUGUACAUCGUACCCGUCACCAACUAGCUGGCUUUUCCGGUGCUGAAUUCUGGGAAAGACUCGUCCUCCAAGCUGCACAUCAUGAGCCAGCUAUUCGCCAUGGUGUUGUUGCUAUAGGCUCACUUCACGAACUGUUUGAACACAACGCACCAAUACCGCAGGUCAAUCGUAUUUUCGCGUUGGAACAGUACAAUGCGGCAAUCAAUAAAUUGUUGAUUCCGAUAACUCGGAAAGAAGGACGAGGAGUCGACGUUUGCCUUAUUGCUUGUAUUCUUUUCACCUGUGUCGAGGUAAAUUGUCAUGCCAUCUUAUCACUUUACACAACUAAGCUGAACUAUCUAGAAUAUGCAAGGUCACCACCUCUCUGCACUAUCUCAUAUCCAGAGUGGCGCUAAGCUCCUUGGGCAACUCUCCUUGAUCGUCAGAAUGGAUCUAUUGAACACCAAGUGCUAG
Hymenoscyphus albidus is the source of this 882-nucleotide messenger RNA. The record is from the annotation of a GenBank genome assembly. NCBI's taxonomy places the organism in Eukaryota, Fungi, Ascomycota, Leotiomycetes, Helotiales, Helotiaceae.